Molecule: messenger RNA, 300 nt
Organism: Rotaria sp. Silwood1
Lineage: Eukaryota; Metazoa; Rotifera; Eurotatoria; Philodinida; Philodinidae
Source: the annotation of a GenBank genome assembly
AUGUUGGCUAUGAAAGAUUUAAUUCGUAAUUAUAUGAUUACAAAAGAAGAGGCUGCAGAAAAUAUUCGUAAUGGAAUUAAAAAUAAUAUUACAACUCAUGUAGUAUGGCAUGUCUAUGAUCUAUGGCAACGAUACAAAUGUAAAUGUGAUGAAGUAAUAAAAGCCAUACAAUGUGAAAAGAUAGGCAAAGAUAGUUUGACGAUUCUUCAUGAUUUAUCAUUAUUACAAAUUCAAAUGUGUGAUCUUGAAGGAACACGUCAUCAAUUAUUUAAUUUAAAACUUAGUCAACGACAAUCAUGA